Molecule: messenger RNA, 2934 nt
Organism: Rotaria socialis
Lineage: Eukaryota; Metazoa; Rotifera; Eurotatoria; Philodinida; Philodinidae
Source: the annotation of a GenBank genome assembly
AUGACCAACAUUACGGGUGACGCUGCAACAUUUAGAGAACAAGGAAAUCAAGCAUUUAAACAAGGACACUAUCAAGAAGCUAUUGAUCGAUAUACAGAUGCAAUACACGCUCUUAACAAUGAACAAUUAAAUGACAGCAUUAAAAAUGAUUUGACUAAAUGUUACAGCAAUCGUGCUCAGUGUAAUAUCAAUUUAGAACAAUAUGAUGAUGCCAUUGAAGAUGCCACCAAAGCUCUCGAGUAUACACCAGCUGAUCAAAAGUCGUUGUAUCGUCGAGCAAACGCUUUCGAGCGUUCUGGAAAAUUAAAUCAAGCAAUAUCCGAUGCUCAGCGAUUAAUGGCUAUUUCAUCAAAAGGCGGAUCGACAGAUGAGCAAACCUACAAUCUUUUACGAAAAUUACGUGAAACUGCACAAAGCAAAGUUUCACAGCAAACACAAUUGAACAGUAAAGUUCAACAGAUGUUUGAAACUGUUAUUUCGAAAUCAAAUCAACAAGAAACUGCUUUAAAUAAUAUUCUUGUUAUAUCACGUGAAUCGUCUGGCGCCGACGCUAUUCUUGCUUAUGAUACUGAUCUGAAACAUUUAAUGGAAUUUAUUCAGAGAGACGAUCGAACGUGCAUCCUUGGUGCAUUAAGAAUAUUCGCUGAAAUUGCAAAAAAUUCUUAUAAACGAGCUGAAAUCGUUUAUAAUACACUUGGAUUGAAACCAAUAAGUCGUUGUUUUGCAAUGAAUGAUGCAGAAAUCACAACUAGCGCAUCUAUAUUGGUUCAUAAUAUGCUUAUGUCAAUAUGUGAUCUUGAAAAUCGUCGAAAAGUUCGCAAACCUGUCAAUGUUCCAUAUAAUUUCGAUCCAUUUGUUACCGAAUUUAUUAAUGAAAUAUUUCGCAUGUUACUGAAUUUAAUUGAUGAUAGAGCAUGUUCUGGCGUUGGACGUGAUUGUUGCCUUGAUCUUGUUCUUAAAUUUGUUGACCGAGCAAGUGGUUGUAAUUGGACAACUAAAUUUAUUUUAUCAGGUCUACCAAAAGUAUUGCGAGUAGCAGCGACAGUACCGGAUUUGCCCGACCCUGACAAAAAACAAUAUCCAUUAACAGAAAAAACCAAAAUGCAUAUAUCAUGCACAUUGAGUGUUGUUUUUCAUGAUCUAUAUUCGGAUAAAGCACGCGAAGAUUUCAAUAAUGAAUGUGCCGAAUUUAUCAUAGCACUACGCGAACGAGAUGAUGUUCAAUCACGUGUACGAACAAUAUCAACUUUAUCGGUUCUAUUACAAGGUCCAUUCGAUACUGGCAAUGCUAUCUUAGGCAGUCAAAAUCUAGUAGAUCUUAUGAUACAAAUGGCUGGCUCAUGUGAUCCCUUGCAAGAACGCAUUGCCGUGGAAGCUAUUGUAUUAUCAGCUUCAAAAAAAGAUAAGGCUGCUGGUAUUCUAUCAUUAGGCUCAGAAAUUCUUAAAGAUCUUUAUCAAUCAGCGAAUGAACAAAUAAAAGUUAUUGCUCUUGUGGGCUUAUCAAAAAUUGCAUCGAGCAAAGGUACAGAUUCAGCGGCGAAUCUUGUUACAGAAGGUUCAUGUCAAACAUUAUCUCGGGCAUGUUGCAAGUUUUUAACUACGAGUCCAAAUUUCGAAAUUCGUCGUUGGUCAGCCGAUGGUCUUGCUUAUUUAAGUUUAGAUGCUGAUGUUAAAGAAGAACUCGUUGAUAAUAUUCUUGCAAUAAAAUCUCUUUUUAAUCUAUGCCAAUGUGAAGAUGCACACGUAUUAUAUUCGAUAACAACAAUAUUUGUUAAUUUAACAAAUACAUAUGAUACGAAAAAAGCCGAUAAAGAAAUGGCUGACUUAGCUACUUAUGCUAAACAACACGUUCCUAAAGAACAUCCGAAAGAUGAUACAGAGUCUUAUGAAGAACGUCGUCGAAAAUUAGUCGACGCUGGGAUAAUAUCUGUUCUGGUACAAUUAUGUAAACAUAAAAGUGAUAAUUGUCGAGAACAAGUGGCAAGAAUUUUUCUUGGACUUAGUGAAAACGAAAAAUAUCGUGGACCUAUUGUUGCAGCUGGAGGAGCAAAAGCAUUACUUCCACUUGCCUUGGAUGGAACACCUGCUGGCAAAACUAAAGCAGCUCAAGCAUUAGCUAAAAUAGCGAUUACAGCCAAUCCGGAAAUGGCUUUUCCUGGUCAACGUAUGCUUGAACUUGUUCGACCACUUCUUCAUUUGCUUAAACUGGAAAAUACAGCAUUGGAAAACUUUGAAGCAUUGUUGGCUUUAACAAAUUUAGCUACUGGUGGUGAAAGUGUUCGAAAACGUAUUUUAAAAGAAGGUGGAUUUCCCAAUAUCGAACAGUACAUGUAUGAAGACCAUACAAUGCUCCGACGUGCAGCUACGGAAUGUAUAAGCAAUUUAGUUGUACAAGAAGAAGUAACGAAACAUUUUACUGGUGAAAAUGAUCGAAUUAAAUUAGUGGUUUUAUUAUGUGGAGAAGAAGAUCCUUCGUUAAUAAAAGCAGCUUUAGCAACAUUGGCAAUCUUAUCUACAUUACAAAUUGAUCUUGAAGAAUAUAAAGAUAUUGAAUUAGAUGAUGAAGAUCGUAAAAAAUUAAAUGAAUAUCUCGAAGAAAAUCGAAUUAUAUGUGACAAAAUAAUUAAUGUUACAUCAUUUACAGAGAUUUUUAAACAAUUGUGUGCGUCAGAAGAUGAUGCAAUACAAUAUCGAGCUUUAUAUGUUAUCCGUAAUUUAGUAAGAGCCAAUAAAGAAGUUGCGAUGGGUAUUGUUCAAACUGAUUUAAUGGAUGUUUUAUUCGCUAUUAAAGAAAUAAAAGAGGAUGGAUCAACAAAUGAAAAGAAUCGAAAAUUACUUUCGGAUAUAAUUCAACAAUGUUUGUCUUAUGGACUUAUUCAACCCAAUAAAGAUCAUACAAUUAUUGAAGAAGAUGAAAAUGCCGAUUUUGACUAA